Molecule: messenger RNA, 1732 nt
Organism: Magallana angulata
Lineage: Eukaryota; Metazoa; Mollusca; Bivalvia; Ostreida; Ostreidae
Exons: 2
Coding region: 98-436 (112 amino acids)
Source: RefSeq, a predicted model, not a curated record
AAAGUUGUGGGAUCGUAGAAACAAUCUCUAGAACCCGCGAUACAACCAAAAGAGUCAAACGACAAGGAAUUCUGUUCCUCUAACAUUAACAUUGACAAUGGAAUUUAUCUCCGCUACUGACAGAGUUAACGCUGCAUUUGCCACACUGCAGACUGAGUUGAGGGAAAUCAGAACACAAGAUAUCAGUCUGAUGAAGCAGUUAUUGAGCAUCAAUGACUCCAUCCAGAGACUGUCCAAAAAGAAGAGCGACAAGUCUCGUGCAAGAAGGAUGACACGUAAAAUUUCCCGCAAACCCACCCUGGCGGAAAUCGAGGACGAAGACCAGACGUUCAGCAGGAAGGACGAGAUCACACUCCUGACCAACAUCAAACUGUGGAAAUACUCCCAGUCCGACGAAUCAAGCUCGGGAUCGGAAUCCGAGGUCUUGUCCGAAUAAACAGAUCCUUCUGCCCGAUCAACAAUUACCUCAACCGACGAAGGUUGUGUUUUUCUACUCAAACAGAUGCAAAAGAACACCUUUUCUCGACAAGUCAGUUUGGAGGAAUUCACGCCGGAUUAAGAGAAUCGUCUUCAUCGGACUCGUGUCUGUCAUAUAUUCGUUUCUUGUGUCUGAGUUUUCUCUCAUUGCCUUUCAUUGAUGAAAGUUGGGUUUCGUAAUGAAGGCGAAUGACAGAAGGCCAGCGCUGGUUCACAGCAGUUAAUUCUCAGUUGUGAAGAGUACUUUACAUGUGUUUGUGUGUCCGUCAAAGUAUUUUUGUUUGUUUCAUGUCUAUUUCUACCAUAGUAAAGUCUUUUUUCUUUGCUAGUUGUAACGUAAGAUACGUGUAAUAUACAACGAAGUCUGCCAGUGACGGAUCGAUGCAAUAUUUAUUUAUUGUGCAAUUUUGUUCUGGGAAGGGGUGGGGAAGGAGGGGUAGGAAACUGGGUUGGUUAUACAAUAUAGUGGGUUUUAAAUUUCUAUGGUUAAAAAAAGAAACAAACUAAAAGAAAAAUAUUUUCGAUAGCUGUUCAACUGUUUUCUGACGUAUACCCGUUCGGCUCUUUUUUGCGUAAUCUGUCUUUAAAAACAAAUUUUGACUUGUGAAUAUUUAAAGUAUUUUUAACAAUCUCUUAAAGCCUUUUUGGAAAUUAAAACAAAAAUCAUUUUUUUUUAGGCAAAGAAAAGGCUACAGUUAAAUUUUAAAAAGUUCAUGCAACAUCUUUAAAACUAAACUUUUGAUGGAAAAUAUUAUCUUUUUAUUUAAAAUACAUGGUUGUAUUUAUUUGGUUCUAUAAAUGAAAGGUUUAUAAUUUUUAAAAAGAAUUAUUCAAAUUAUGUCUACAAUCUUAACAUGAUUUUCUCGUUCGAGGCCUAUUUCGUAAUUACGAUUUUCUUCGAAUAUAGUAAAAUACAAUUUUACUUUCAUAUUUCUGAAGUAAGGGUUGGGCGGUAAGGGAACGGGGGUGGUUUAAUCUAAUGUUUAAUUAAAAAAAAAUAACUAUACAAAACUGUUUUGAUACGGAAGGGGGCGUAAGAUUUUGAUAUCAGCCUUUAUGUACAAUGUUAACAUGUACGUAUACACUUUUAAAAUUUUCUCUAGUUAUUUUCUCCUCUAAAAUUCUUUAUAUUUCUUGCUUAUUUUUACCUUUUGGCGAUAUCUAUUGUCUGAUUAUGAAAAUUCAUUUUCCAUGAAUAUGUUUAUAAUAAUGAUGAAAUUGGAUUUUUAAAAAUAAAAAUUUUUCAAAUUUCUUG